AUGUCUCUUAUCGCAAUUGAGGACAAGCUCAUGUCCCUGGGCGGCAAAAACCUACUCAGCUUCAGUCUGCCAAAACCACAGCGUGUCAAUACAGCCGACACAAUGUCACGUGAAGUUCUGAGGGAAACAUCAUACAACAUCCCUUUCCUGCACGAAUAUGUUACCAUCAACGAGCCUAAACUACUACCUGAUCAGAGAGACGCGUACAACACCAUCGUGCAAAUCAUCACUACUCAAAAAGGCGGAAUAUUCUUCUUAAACGCUCCAGGGGGAACUGGAAAGACCUUCGUCACCAGUCUUCUGCUGGCAAAGAUCAGAACACAGAAAAAUAUUUGCCUUGCUGUCGCAUCGUCUGGCAUCCCAGCUACACUACUUGCAGGGGGUCGUACAGCACAUUCAACAUUGAAGCUGCCACUAAACUUGGCACAAAACGACACACCCACCUGUAACCUAUCCAAGGGCAGCAAUGCGGCGAAGCUCCUCCAACUGGUACACCUAAUUAUGUGGGAUGAGUGCACAAUGUCACACAAGGCUGCCUUUGAAGCCGUGGACCGAACCCUGCGUGUCAUCCGCGGCAAUGGGAAGAUCAUGGGAGGCAUUACGUUCGUAAUGUCAGGUGACUUCCGCCAGACCCUCCAGAUUCCCAAAGGCACACGUGCUGAUGAACUAAAAGCAUGCAUCAAGUCGUCAUAUAUCUGGAGCAGCGUGCGGCAGCUGGUGCUGUCCACCAACAUGCGGCCUCACCUUCUAGGCGAGCCAAUGGAACGAGAGUUUGCAGCCCAUCUACUUCGGCUUGAUGAAGGCACGAUACCCGUCUCUCCAUUCAGUCAAUGUGCUGGAUCAGUCGACAACCCGCAGGAGUGUGUAUUUCCCAACCUCGUCGACGAUUACCCGAGCCACAGUGGUUGUGCGAGAAAGCCAUUCUUGCACCAAAGAACGAUACGGUAA
Molecule: messenger RNA, 948 nt
Organism: Priapulus caudatus
Lineage: Eukaryota; Metazoa; Priapulida; Priapulimorpha; Priapulimorphida; Priapulidae
Product: ATP-dependent DNA helicase PIF1-like
Exons: 1
Coding region: 1-948 (315 amino acids)
Biological process (GO): DNA repair; telomere maintenance
Molecular function (GO): DNA helicase activity
Source: RefSeq, a predicted model, not a curated record